AUGUCGGAACUCACGCACUUCGACCUCCUCCCCCUCCAAAUAGACCCCCAGUCCAAGGCCAUCUCCUCGCCGUCGCCGUCGCGUGCCCUCGCCGCCGAGCUCGCCCAGCUCAACGCGCUCCACCGCUCCCUCGUCACCUCGGACACCACCGGCCCGCACGGCGUCCCGCCCCCGCCGAUGCCCGUCAACCCCAAGCGCUCCGCCAACGUCGCCAAGCUCCGCGAUAGCGGCAACGCCGAGUUCCACAAGAAGAAGUACGCCGAGGCCAUCAAGUUCUACACGCUCGGCCUGCAGAUGGCCCUCACCCGGCCCCUCUGGGAGCCCUCCCAGCUCGUCCGCGAGGAGGUGUCGGGCCUGUACGCCAACAGGGCGCAGGCGCACAUGGCGCUGCAGCAGUGGGCCGAGGGCUCCGUCGACGCCGAGGCCAGCGUCGAGGCGCGCAAGGUCGGCAACGCAAAGGCGUGGUGGCGCCGCGGGAGGUGUCUGAUUGAGAUGGGCCGCCUCGAGGAGGCGAGGGAGUGGGUCGGCAAGGCGCUCGAGUUCGAGGGCGAGGAGGCGGAGCUCGUCGCCCAGUACAAGGAUAUCGAGGCGCGUCUGGAGAACAAGGACAGCGCUUGA
This is a messenger RNA of Colletotrichum spaethianum, 618 nucleotides long. RefSeq names its product translocator. Gene Ontology annotation, molecular function: protein binding. The transcript has a single exon. The record is from RefSeq and is a predicted model, not a curated record. The coding region runs from base 1 to 618 and encodes 205 amino acids. NCBI's taxonomy places the organism in Eukaryota, Fungi, Ascomycota, Sordariomycetes, Glomerellales, Glomerellaceae.